Messenger RNA from Nicotiana tabacum (common tobacco), 944 nucleotides. RefSeq lists its product as uncharacterized. Lineage: Eukaryota; Viridiplantae; Streptophyta; Magnoliopsida; Solanales; Solanaceae. The record is from RefSeq and is a predicted model, not a curated record.
GUGACUGCGGUAAUAUGCCUCAACAAGGGAGAAGAAACGCCGACGGGCGACGACUGAAGAGUGAAGACUGUAAACAGUGUAAUGGUCGAUAGCCAAUUCCACCUGAGUAAAGAGGAAAGGUUAGAAAGAAAGGAAGCUGUAGCAAAUAAUGGGCGUGUCUCCAAAAUUAUACGUCAACAAACCUAAAAAAGCGCAACUGAAGCAACAACAGCCAUCUUCUCCACCACCGCCGGCGCCGCCGCCGUCUUCGUCGUCGUCGAUGGCGUCAUCAGCAUCUGCGCGCAGUGCGGCUCCACCACCUCAGCCGCCUAAGGAAUCUUUCGUCCGUCGUUACAAGUACCUCUGGCCUAUGCUAUUGGCUGUCAAUUUCUCUAUUGGAGCUUACCUUUUCAUGAGGACAAAGAAGAAAGAUGUGGGAACCGAGGAAGGAAAAAUGCCAUAUGUUCCUAGCGCUGCUUCAACAGCAGCUGCCACGGCAGUUAGUGAAAAAGAAAAUGAAGUCACUAAAGAAGUCGCUACUCCACCUCCUGUGCUGCCUGUGAUUGUACGUGAGCCAAUACCUGAGAAUCAACAGCGUGAACUAUUUAAGUGGAUGUUGGAAGAAAAGAGAAGAGUUGAGCCAAAAGAUCACGAGGAGAAAAGGCGAAUUGACGAGGAGAAAGCCGUUCUCAAGCACUUUAUUCGAGCCAAGUCCAUCCCAGUUUUGUAGUUUCCGACUCUUGACGAACUUCAGUACUCGUGGGCGUGGAUGAAAAACUUAAUAUUCAGGUUGGAUUUUCAUCUUUUUUUCAUUUUCUAAAUGUGAGAAGGUGCUGAAGUAAUGAAUUUGCUUGAACAAUGAAUCAAAAUGCCAGAUCUCUAUCUCGAAAUCUUUGGUUUUUCAACAGAAACUUUGUAAAUACAUUUGCAGGCUUCAACUAUGAAUUUUCACUGUUUAGAAGACA